This is a messenger RNA of Salvelinus fontinalis (brook trout), 5093 nucleotides long. Its product is annotated as very-long-chain enoyl-CoA reductase-like. The record is from RefSeq and is a predicted model, not a curated record. Gene Ontology annotation, biological process: very long-chain fatty acid biosynthetic process. The coding region runs from base 866 to 1795 and encodes 309 amino acids. Gene Ontology annotation, molecular function: oxidoreductase activity, acting on the CH-CH group of donors. Lineage: Eukaryota; Metazoa; Chordata; Actinopteri; Salmoniformes; Salmonidae. The transcript is spliced from 12 exons.
CACACAGUCAGCAGGACAAACAAACGCCCCUGACGCUCCUCUCCUACCACACAGUCAGCAGGACAAACAAACGCCCCUGACGUUCCUCUCCUACCACACAGUCAGCAGGACAAACAAACGCCCCUGACGCUCCUCUCCUACCACACAGUCAGCAGGACAAACAAACGCCCCUGAAAAUGCAGUUUGGGUAGGCAGAAAAAAACUCCUGACAUGCGCCUGUGAUUCAGAGAAGUGUCGCCACACCAGGUGGUUAUGGUCUAGCCUCUCGAACGCAAUAGCAACAUCCUAACACCACAUAUCACAGGCAAGCAGUGGUGAGGAAGGAAUCCACUCAUUAUCCAUUAUCCAUCGUUAGCCUCUCUCUUUCUCCCUCCCUCUCUGUUCUUUUCUUUAUCUGUGCAUUCAGCGUAUCCAUUAGAGCGUUAUUUUACACUAUAGAGUUAGAGACGUUUAGAUACGCCAGCUCGGCUGAGCUCCACACUACGGACGGACCACCGAGUGCUUCUCAGGGCAGAUUGCAGCCGCCGAAGACAGCUCCUUCUGUGAUGUAAAUCAACACCUGAAUAAAAGGCUAAUUAAGAUGAGGGGGAAAAAUGAUCGGCCUUCACUGCAACCUCCCCUAGACCGACGCGUCCUUUAUGACUUGAAGCUGUUCGCAAAAAAAAGUCACCCUUCUUAAAAGGAAGUAUAAACUUUUUUCUAUAUUUUUUUUUGCACUCCGCUUUUAUUUCUUUUGGUCAUGUGACAAUGUACUGUAGGUUAAGACAGGCUAAGACUCGAGGCUAUCGGCUGAGACGAUCCAUAUCUUGUGCUGUCGGAAGACAGCUGGAGGGCAUAGUAAGGUUGAUAACCUCCGUGGCUGUCCAUGACAAUGAUGAAGGUGGAGGUUCUGGAUGGCAGGACCAGGCAACAGCUGUGUUUUCUAGAUAAGGUGGAGCCCCACGUUACAAUAGGAGAAAUCAAGAGACUUUUUCACAAGUCAUAUCAACAGUUGUAUCCAGCCAGACAGGACCUCAAACUCGACCCCAAAGGAAAAUCACUUAAGGACGACGAUGUAUUACAAAACUUACCAGUUGGGACCACGGCAACCAUGUAUUUUAGGGACCUGGGUCCACAGAUCGGGUGGACAAUGGUGUUUUUAGCGGAGUACAUUGGCCCCCUGUUUAUUUACCUCCUGUUCUAUUUCCGAGUUCCCUAUAUCUACUCACAGCAGGAUGCCUUCACCUCCAGCUCCAACUCAGUGGUCACACUAGCCUGUGCCUGUCACACCUGCCACUACAUCAAGAGAUUGAUUGAGACUAUCUUUGUGCACCGGUUCUCCCAUGGCACCAUGCCUCUCAGGACUAUAGUCAGGAACUGUGUGUAUUACUGGACCUUCUCGGCAUGGUUGGCCUUCUACAUCAACCAUCCACUGUACACGCCUCCAUCGUAUGGAGACAUGCAGGCGAACUACGCACUGGCUAUAUUUGUGCUCUGUGAGGCUGGUAAUUUCUCCAUUCACGUGGCCCUCAAUAACCUCAAGGCAGAAGGUGGGCCCAAGUGCAGAAUGUUCCCUCGCCCGACGAAGAACCCAUUCACGUGGCUCUUCUUCCUCGUGUCUUGCCCCAAUUACACCUACGAGGUAGGAGCCUGGGCCAGUUUCUCUGUUAUGACCCAGUGUCUUCCAGUGGCCUUGUUCACCUUCUUUGGUUUGAUCCAGAUGACCAUGUGGGCCAAUGGGAAGCAUAAAGCCUACACCAGGGAGUUCAAGGACUACCCACACCUGCGUAUGCCAAUUAUCCCACUCCUCCUCUGACCACACGACAAACAUUCACCAUUCUGACUGAGGAGUAUUAGAGGCGUCAACCUGCCUGAAACGCUGUUGUAGAUCGAUGGGUUACUGUAUUUCUCACAAAGCACGAAGACCCCAUUGGCUGUUCUUCUUCUUCUUCUAGCGUCAUGGCAAUGGUCUGUUAUCUUUUCAACAACUAUCAAGGACAGAAUUCACAGAAAGGAUUGUGUCAUCACUGUUGUGGAUUGUGUAUUGAUUAUGUUUCAUUCAAUGUUUGAGACGCAGCUAUAUUGAUAAGUUAUUUGAUAUAUUUUACCGAUCAGGAUGAUUGACUGUUAAGACGCAGCUAUAUUGAUAAGUUAUUUGAUAUAUUUUACCGAUCAGGAUGAUUGACUGUUAAGACGCAGCUAUAUUGAUAAGAUAUAUGAUAUAUUUUACUGAUCAGGAUGAUUGAUUGACUGUUAAGACGCAGCUAUAUUGAUAAGUUAUUUAUAUGAUAUAUUUUACCGAUCAGGAUGACUGAUUGACUGUUAAGACACAGCUAUAUUGAUAAGAUAUAUGAUAUAUUUUACCGAUCAGGAUGAUUGAUUGACUGUUAAGACGCAGCUAUAUUGAUAAGAUAUAUGAUAUAUUUUACUGAUCAGGAUGAUUGAUUGACUGUUAAGACGCAGCUAUAUUGAUAAGUUAUUUAUAUGAUAUAUUUUACCGAUCAGGAUGACUGAUUGACUGUUAAGACACAGCUAUAUUGAUAAGAUAUAUGAUAUAUUUUACCGAUCAGGAUGAUUGAUUGACUGUUAAGACGCAGCUAUAUUGAUAAGUUAUUUAUAUGAUAUAUUUUACCGAUCAGGAUGAUUGAUUGACUGUUAAGACGCAGCUAUAUUGAUAAGUUAUUUAUAUGAUAUUUUACCGAUCAGGAUGAUUGAUUGUUAAGACGCAGCUACUGAAGGAUCAGAUGCUGUUGGCGUUCUUCGUCUUCAGACGGUGGAAAUAAUCCCAGAUUAUUAAAUUAUGAAUAUACGAUUGGAGUUACAGUAUAUAUAAUCUACCAUGUUAUUUUGUAAUAAGUUAUUGUGCAUUUCCUAGAAGAAAAGAGAGUUUGUAUCUUGUUACGAUAUACCUGUUUAGGAAGUCCUCUUGGAACAACAUUUGUUACGGCUGAAGUGUAUCAGAGCUAUUUUCGGUUUACAGAGUAAGUAGAAAAGGGAAAAUGGAAUUGGUUAACUGAGAGGUGAUCUAGAAGCAUAGAAAUGGAACUUUAGCAGAUGUUCUAAGUUUUACAUUUGUUUAUUUUCCACCUCUACAAUGAAGCCGCAUUCGUUUGAAAGUAGCAAAACGACCUGAUGAUUCUAACGUUGGGAGAAAGUUGAGGCUAAUUUAGUUAUGCAUUACUUAUCUAUCGUUCAAACGAACUACAAUCUGUCAAAUUCUCAGGUGUUACUAGAUGUAAAGGGGUACUGUUGCAUCCUGUACAAAUUAUAGACAAACUCAUUUGUCUACAAACUUGUUUUGUAUACAAAGUGUACAAAUGAAAUAGAUAAUUGUGAUCAUUUAAAAGAGACAAGUCUUUUAUCUAAAAGAAGAGUCGUGCAUCUUUCAAAAAUAAUUAAUCAUUGUUACAGAAAAUAUUUAUUUGAAAUUAUUAUCUCAGCCAAUUCAAUAAUCUCUCAUUUGCAAACAAAACAGUUAUCUGGCAUUUGCAUAAAACUUCUAAAUUGUAUGCACAGAAGAAAGCUUAAUGGUUAAACAGAACAUAUAGGCUUACAAAAUCACAUCAUCAUUUAAAUGGGAAUUCAAUAGCAACAAAUGCUUUUAACAGUCAUUUGGCCAGUGUAUUAGGUACACAACCCCGUUCACACAAAUAUUUUGAUCCUACAGACAAGUGAGACACGUGGCUUGCUAUAUAAAGCAGACAGACAGGCAUCGAAGCAUUCAGUUACUGUUUGAUUGAACGUUAGAGUAGACAAAACGAGUGACCUAAGCGACUUUGAGCGUGGUAUGAUCGUCGGUGCCAGGCUGACCGGUUCCAGGACCUCAGAAACGUCCGGGCUCCUUGGCUUUUGACACACGGCAGUGUUUACGGCAGGAGUACUCAACCCUACGAGAUCCGAAGCCCGCUGGUUUUCUGUUCUACCUGAUACUGAAUUGUCCCAGGUCUAAAUCAGUCCCUGAUUAGAGGAGAACAAUGAAACAAUGCAGUUGAACUGGCUUCCAGGUCCAGAGUUGAGUUUGAGGGGUGUAGAGUUUACCGGAAAUGGUGUGCGACAAACAAAACACAUCCAGUCAGCGUCAGUCCUGUGGGUGAAAACAGCUCGUUGACGAGAGAGGUCGAAGGAGAAGGGCCAGAGUCGUGUAAGCUAACAGGCGGAACACAAACAGACAAAAAACGGCGGAGUACAACAGUGGUGUGCAGAACGGCAUUUCGGAACGUACAACUCGUCAACCCUCGUCACGGGUUCUCCUCCUAUCAGCUAAAAACAAGAAGAACACUUUUGCUCGGGCCUUACAAAGACUAGGGCAAAGCAGUUGGCUAGGUACUGCUCUGUUUCAGUUGUCGUGGGCAGCCUAGCUGUUAGGAGAAGGAGGUACUGCUGUCGUGGGCAGCCUAGCUGUUUGGAAAAGGAGGUACUGCUCUGUUUCAGUUGUCGUGGGCAGCCUAGCUGUUAGGAGAAGGAGGUACUGCUGUCGUGGGCAGCCUAGCUGUUUGGAAAAGGAGGUACUGCUCUGUUUCAAUUGUCGUGGGCAGCCGAGCUGUUAGGAGAAGGAGGUACUGCUCUGUUUCAGCUGUUGUGGGCAGCCUAGCUGUUUGGAGAAGGAGGUACUGCUGUCGUGGGCAGCCUAGCUGUUUGGAGAAGGAGGUACUGCUCUGUUUCAGCUGUCGUGGGCAGCCUAGCUGUUUGGAAAAGCAGGUACGACUCAGUUUCACCAGAGAAUAAACACCUUACGUUCUUCACAGAAUGAAGAGCGAAAAUGUACGCUUGUUAAGCUUUGAAAUGACACUGGAUACACAGCAGACGUGUAAGAAUGUGGGUGACGCUGGAGUCAAUUUGCUAAGGAGACAGAAUACAAUAGUUUCAAUUCCAGCUGUAUUUACUCUGCAUAAUAAUAGCUGCCACUAUCAUGAAAUGAAGUGGGUAUCUGUUAAUAAUGGAAGGAUAAGCAGAUACUCAACCUCAUGCUCUUCACGGUGCAAAUUUCCCCCUUCUGAAUUGGUUAUAGUUUAAUUAUAUUUAAUUGUAUAGUUUAAUUCUAUUUAACUCUAUUUAUUUAAGUCCAUAGAGGUGUUUGUGAAUAAACGUAAAUCAUUAAAGAACAUUAAAAUAUA